Messenger RNA from Microthlaspi erraticum, 312 nucleotides. The record is from the annotation of a GenBank genome assembly. NCBI's taxonomy places the organism in Eukaryota, Viridiplantae, Streptophyta, Magnoliopsida, Brassicales, Brassicaceae.
AUGAUUGCCAUCAUCGUCGCUGCCUCUUCUUGUCCCGUUUCAGUUGUGAUUUUGCUUGGGUGGAUAUUUGCCAGAAUCGGGUUGAUUAAACGGUUUCAUGUUUGGGUUGCUCUUGGGUGUUAUCGAAAGAUGAAGGAAAAUCGUCUUGGCGCUAUCGAAGAACAGAUUGCGGCUAAGAGAAGAAAACUUGAUGAUGCCUCUGCCGGCAUUGGGUCAGGCAAAUGGAAAUGUAACAGAGCAAGACGUAGCAGACGAAAAGAUAGCAGCAAUCAAGAAACUAGUGAGGCGAGAGCUGCCGGUGAUACCGCCUGA